AUGUCGGAUACAAAUACCCCAGCAUCCACCUCUACCUCCGUCAUUGAAAAUGAGUCUAGUUUGAAGGAUGUAUUAGAAAAAUAUGGCAUUAGAAGUGAUAGCAUAACAAGCAUCCCCCAGUUCACACCAGUUCUUCACCCAAUCGAUGAAAGUUCUAAGGAGUUCAAGCUCUGCAUAGAUGACAUUCUUCGUAGGAUAAAAAAUAUGGGGCCAGUCAUAGAUAGUAAUGAGGCUAUGCGUUGCGAAUACAUUUCUACAAUCCUUCAUACUGCUGUCAGCAUCGUAGGAGGAUUGGUAAUCUUGCCUCAGAUGAAUGUAUCUGGUGAAGAAAGUACCGGACAUGUCGAUUAUGCGAUCAAGAAAAUACUGGAUGAUUUGUUCGAAGAAACAAUAUACAUAACUGAAGGAAAGCAAAACCAGCCAGGUAAAGGUGUGGCACAAAAUCUAAUGCAAUGUCGAAGUUCAUGCGAAAUGAACUUAGAUAUGUUCAAGAAAAAACGUAAGGCUGAAGAGGUAUUCGAGUCUGAGUAUGAAUAUGUAUAUGGUAUCGUUACAACAGCUACGGACUGGUAUUUCAUUCUACAUAGCACCGAGGCUAUCUAUUGCACGAGUAAGACCGAAUACCGAAUCUCACUUACUGAAGAUGCCCUUGAUGAUGAUACAGACUUGUGCAAGUAUGUGAAGAGAAUUUUAGAGGUGAUAGUGGGCUUAUUAAAAGAUAGGGUAUCUGUCAGCAAUGAACCAUCAUCUAAGAGGCGUUGUGUGCAAGAAAAAAUCAAGAAAAAAUAG
Entrophospora sp. SA101 is the source of this 789-nucleotide messenger RNA. NCBI's taxonomy places the organism in Eukaryota, Fungi, Glomeromycota, Glomeromycetes, Entrophosporales, Entrophosporaceae. The record is from the annotation of a GenBank genome assembly.